Messenger RNA from Cylicocyclus nassatus, 759 nucleotides. The record is from the annotation of a GenBank genome assembly. NCBI's taxonomy places the organism in Eukaryota, Metazoa, Nematoda, Chromadorea, Rhabditida, Strongylidae.
AUGAAUUUCAAAAAACGUAUAAAACAAGAUCAUGCUGGACUACCAUUUGACAAAGUCAAUCUGCACGACGAGGAUCCACCUUAUCUUUCAUCCGAAGAGCGAGUUGUCCUUCGCACAAAGUCCCAAACAAUCCAAGCGCUAGAAAAUUCAUUCAAGUCCACCAACAAGUCUUGGAAUCUUUGGAGGACACAAUAUCUUAGUGCGCUUCGAGAAAAACAUAAAUCACAAGUUGGUCAUAACAAGUCUAUAUCGCACCCGCAAAAGAACGACUGCGUUCUAAUCACAGACCCCGUACAGCCACGACAUUCCUGGAGGAUGGGACGCAUUACGGAGCUGUUGAAGAGUAAAGGCGGACAAGAAAGAGAAGCAGUCGUAAUCUUACCAUCUCGAAAACACAUACGAAGACCAGUAAACCUUUUGGUGCCUCUCGAGUUAGAAGACAGAACUGUGAACAAGACGAAUGAAAACGACUCCGAAGAACCAUGCAAACGCCGCACAUUGGGAUUUGAAGACACUCCCGAUUAUGGACAUCUUCGCCAGCUUUUUCGAAACCUCUUUCAUCGACAGGGUCUCCGCUACGACUACCUCUUUGAUUGGAAUCUGCUGAAGUUUGUCAACGGCGAAGCGCCUUCAACAAUCGGCAGCACCUCCUAUGGGAAGGGCGGAGUGAAGAAGUCUUAUCCAGUAUUGCGAUCGGCUCAAACAUCAAUGCAGAAUCGGGCGGCUAAUACCGCUCUUGAUGGAGCUCCAGUGAAGUAA